UCAAGAUUCUUUACUUCUGUCGCCUGCCUAACAAUGCUUGUCAAUAGAAAUCUUAAAACUAAACAAAAUUAGUACGAAAAAGAAUUCAUAAAUCACAGAAAAAACCAUGACAAAUUUUGUUACCCUUUUUCUUUUCGAGUACAAGGCUCAUUCACCAAGGCCCAAUGAAGGGUUUAAAAUGGUUUAUGAGCCUUUGCAUCCCCUACUUCGCUGUUUCCGUUCUAAUCUGAACAAUCCAACAAACGCCCUCCGAUCUGAACGAAAUCCAUCAUCCGACGACCUUUGAAAUGGCCAUAAGGAUCGACCUUCUUCCCCCGAAAUCCCUCCAACAACCUCGGAAGAUCCUGAACCAUCCUUUCAGCACCACAACUCUCAUCACCAACAGACCAAACAAGACUCACAACAUCCCAUGUGCGAAAAGAAACCUCAGCGAUACAGCCCUUGCAUUAGAUUUGGCAGUAACGGUCGAAAAGAUUAAUACCCAUUUGGAGCAAAAGGAGAAGGCCAUGAAGCAGAGCAGAGAGUUUCUGUUCACAGAGUUGUGCCAGUAUUUGUCAUUGAAAGAAGAGGAAGUGAAUAAGAAAUGGAGAAAGAUGAAAGAAGAGGAGAAAUGGGUUUUAGUUAAGGGGUUUGUUAAUAACUGGGGUGUCAAUUUUCAUCCAUUAUCUGUAAGAUCAGUUGUGGAAAUGGUGGAUGAAUAUUUGCAGGAUGAGAAAUCUUCUUCAGGUAUGUUUCCUGGUUUGAAGAGAAUGUUGGGGUUUUCACAAGAUACUUAGAUUGUACAAGAUUGCAUAAGAGCUUAUAAAAUGUUACUUGUGGUUUAAUGGAAUUUUUCUUUUCUUGUUUAGCUAGUGUAGUAUCACAGAUCAAAAUCAUGGAUGGUGAAAUGCUUACUUUGUGUUUUUGUUUUUUCCUUUCUUCUUUCCAUUUAUGGACUUAACAGCCAAGUACAAGGAUAAUAAAUGUACGAUGUUGUUGUUUUAAAA
This is a messenger RNA of Theobroma cacao (cacao), 986 nucleotides long. RefSeq lists its product as uncharacterized. The record is from RefSeq and is a predicted model, not a curated record. NCBI's taxonomy places the organism in Eukaryota, Viridiplantae, Streptophyta, Magnoliopsida, Malvales, Malvaceae.